GUGCUGCCUGGUCGAAGGCAUCUGUGUAUACGUAUCAGUCGUCCAACGGCCAGUCGUCACGUAUUGACGGUCAGACGCGAAUGAGGACACAUAUCCACAAUUGCCCCGAGCACAAGUAAUGCGUCUCACCCAAGCCGGACAGCGAACGUCCUGCACGGCGAUUCUGCUAGCGCUGCUCUGUAUACUCCACGUGGUCAGUGCUUGUCUUCCUGCCAAUGGGUCCGAUUAUCCGUGCAAUUCGACCACGAUCUACGAGCUGACUUCACUGGUACGAGCGAGAAGGCAUCCACUACGGACCAAAUGGAACUCUGUAUCAAGAAAGCCAUUCCUGAUCAUCGGCUUCGUAGUUUCGGGAUUCUUCGCUGUCGGCUUAGUUGUCGUCUACAUUAAGCGCUUUCACGGCCAGCUUUGUCACCGGACAACAUCUGGCAACUUGGGACAGCACACGGAGCUGUGGACAGUGUUGCCGCCCCUUUACGAGGAUGUCAUCAAGGAAUCAUGGGCAGCCUCCAAGGCGGGCAGAAGAGUAUCCGGUGCCACUCCUCCGCCAUCGUACGAUGAAGCCUCCAAAACUUUUCCGUUUCCCAGCCAAGUGACCAGGAUAUGAGUCCUAUGGACGUGUGCAAGUUUCAAAAGCUGGUCUGGCUUCUGUGGGGGCAAACAUGUUUUGUUUGGGCGGCAGUCUCCCAACCAUGGACA
This is a messenger RNA of Ixodes scapularis (black-legged tick), 699 nucleotides long. RefSeq lists its product as uncharacterized. Bases 119 to 607 code for a protein of 162 amino acids. The record is from RefSeq and is a predicted model, not a curated record. The transcript has 3 exons. NCBI's taxonomy places the organism in Eukaryota, Metazoa, Arthropoda, Arachnida, Ixodida, Ixodidae.